Messenger RNA from Daphnia pulicaria, 2490 nucleotides. Its product is annotated as beclin-1-like protein B. Gene Ontology annotation, molecular function: pyridoxal phosphate binding. Gene Ontology annotation, cellular component: mitochondrion. Bases 1298 to 2392 code for a protein of 364 amino acids. The record is from RefSeq and is a predicted model, not a curated record. Gene Ontology annotation, biological process: GABA catabolic process. Lineage: Eukaryota; Metazoa; Arthropoda; Branchiopoda; Diplostraca; Daphniidae. The transcript is spliced from 10 exons.
AGUCAGUGUCCACAACGAUUUGGCGGUACACUGUCGGCAGGCAAUAGUUUGCCCACAUUUAAUUGCAUUGUUAAGCUUUCAAACUUGAGUUCAAGUUGAGCUAAUCAAAGAAGAUUGAUUCCAAAAUGUUUUUCAGAAAGUGCAAAUUGGAAGACAAAACAUUAGCAUCACAACGUUCUAAAGAAUGUAAUCACCACGUGUUCGUAGCCGUCAUCAAAAGCUUAGUUCCCAAGUUACGAUUUGUUAUAUCUACUUUAGUAAUAUUAACGAAAUAUUGACAAGUUUAGCCGAAUGCAAUGACAAAGGUUAAAACCCUCUGGUGGUUGCCAUAAAAGUGAAAACCUUGCUCUUGUUCAUGAGUUUGAUAAGUUGUUAAGUUUUUUACAAAUCAGUGUGUUGGAUAAACAAAGUCUUAACUUUCAAGUACAUGUGGCUAUUAAGAGUUACCUCUGCUCGUAAAAAAUCCAGUGGUGAGAACAAAUACCUGAAAAAGUGAAAUAACAAGAACACAAUCUUCAGUCUUCGUGUGUCAGUCACUGUUCAGUCAAUGUGGAUCACAGUUUCCUAUUGGCCAAAAAAAACUCUUUUGGAGAAAAAUGCCACAAGAAGUGAGAGAAAAAGGGUAUGACAUGUAGCCCAAUUUUUGCCUACAUAUUCCAGGUUUGACUGGUUUUCCAUCAGGUUAACCUCUAGUGGGAUUCUUCCACCGGUCAGUGCCAAUGGAAACAAAAUGUCAAUCAUACAUAUGAUCACAUUGGUUCCGGAUAUUGUUAUUUCACCAUAUAAGAUAGGCUCUCCUUUUUAAUACCAAUAAUUAUGUAACUGUGACAUUUGGCAUUAGGAUGAAGAAAUCUGAAUCUAAGAAACAGCUAGCUGUCUAAAGUGUCUAUACCUGUACACGCGUGCUAAGUUUAUUUAUUUGGUCAUUGAGCUCUGAAUAAUCAAUUCCAUUUUGCAUAGUACCGGCCGAUAAUCCCGGCCAAAUAUUUUCUUCUAAAGCUAUCGUCCUCGGUCAAAUCCUUUUGAUCACCCUGUUCUCCUUUUAAGAAAGACAAGAAUCUAAUGUGCUUUGGUAGCUAUCCGUUAUCUGAUCCCGGGAUCCUCUUCUGUUUAAUCGGUUCCGACUCCGUUGCUUAAAACAACUCUCGACUCCCAGUGUCUUAUUGUGGACUGAAGCUUCUAGGGCAACACUGGAUUUUAUGGAACUGCGGAUUUGGUGUGUAAGAGUCUGAAACCGCUGAAACCUGUGGUAAGGCCAUGGUGACAACAAUGGCCUGUGGCUCUUGCUCCAACGAGAAUGCCUUCGAAGCCGCGUUCAUGUGGUACCGAAACAAGCAACGAGGAGGAGCACCAUCACCGAAGAGGAAAACACCAGCUGCAUGAUGAACGUUGCUCCUGGCUCGACGCCAUUCAUCAUCAUGUCGUUCAAAGGUGGUUUCCACGGCUGAACAAUUGGAGUCCUUUCAACAACCCACUCAAAGCGAUUCACAAGCUGGAUAUUCCCACUCUGGAUUGGCCCAUCGCCAGUUUCCCGCGGUACAAGUACCCACUUGAGGAAAAUAAAGCCGAGGAUCGCAAAUGCCUGGCCGAAGUGGAAGAGGAAUUUGAGCGUUUCAACAAAUCCGGCAGAUUUGUGGCUGGUGUGGUCGUCGAGCCCGUUCAAGCCGGAGGAGGUGACGUCCACACAUCGCUGGAAAUCUUCCAGUUGGGAUUGACUUUGUGGCUAGUAAAUGGAAGUCCGACAUCAAAGUCAUCUGACGAACCUACGUGGGCCGCAAGGGAGGCCAAACAAAUCAUGCUACCCAUGCACUUUCCAGGACAAUUUGCAGAUUUCAACGAUUACGUGGUUCCCAGUAUUCAAGCACCUGUGUAUACAAUCCACAACGGUCAGGUAAACACGUACAGCCAUGUCGAUCCUCCUGCGCACGUCUUCCGUCAGUAUUACGGAUUUAAUCCAUUCCACAUGGCACCUGUGGUACCAGCACAAGGCAGGAUUGGAUUUGCUGCGUUGCAGUCCAUACUUGCAAUAAUUUUUGGCGGUGGUAGCAGCAGCAGCAGCUCUUCAUCUUCACCGACUUCCUCCAGUUCUUCACCGACUUCCUCCAGUUCUUCAGCGACUAGCUCCUCCAGUUCUUCAGCGACUAGCUCAUCCAGUUCUUCAGCGACUAGCUCAUCCAGUUCUUCAGCGACUAGCUCCUCCAGUUCUUCAGCGACUAGCUCAUCCAGUUCUUCAGCGACUAGCUCCUCCAGUUCUUCAGCGACUAGCUCCUCCAGUUCUUCAGCGACUAGCUCCUCCAGUUCUCCAUCCGGCAGCAGAGUUAAUCAUGUAACAAAGACUGCCUUGUUCGUUCCGGCACCGGCCAUCGUCACUGCCACUCGACUCCCCUAUUAAAUAAUAUUUAACCAUGCCCUGAUUAUCUUUAUAACUAUUAUCAAGUUGGAUUAGUUUUUCAUGUGGUUCUCAUAAAUACAACACUCAUAUUAUGCAAA